GCCGACUUCCUUGCAGGUUCCAAUGGGCGGAAAAGAACACUCCUCGAGGGAGACAUGGAAGCCUGGAAUCGCAAAGGAGAGGGUAGGGUUCCUUGCUUUUUUCGCCCACCAGGUAGCUAUCUCUAAUUCUGCCAAGGAUGCCUAGAAGAAAGCUUGUGGAGAUCGAUGUCACGUCGGAUACGGUGUGCCCCUGGUGCUACAUCGGGAAGAAGAAUUUGGAGCGGGCAAUCGAGGCCUCGGCAGACGAAUACGACUUCGAGGUUCGAUGGCGUCCCUACUUGCUGAAUCCCAGCGCCCCCGUCGAGGGUGUUGAUAAGCUUGCUUAUUACAAGUCCAAGUUUGGAGAAGGUCGAUUUUCUUCUAUCGUGGGCCGAUUGAGCAAGGUGUUUGAGGAUGUUGGACUCGAAAUCAACUUUGGCGGCCUCACGGGAAACACUCUGGACAGCCACAGGCUUAUCGAACUGGCUGGACGUCAAGGCUAUGACAAGCAGAACGCGCUUGUCGAGGAGCUCUUCCUCAACUAUUUGACUCAAGAGAAAUACAUCGGCGACAGGCAAGUUCUGGUGGAUGCCGCGGACAAAGUUGGAGUCACGGGGGCCAGCGAGUUUCUCGCUGAUCCUAAUGCCGGCCUCAAGGAGGUCCUGGAACAACUCAAAAAAUAUGGCACUGGAGUGAAUGGUGUCCCGCAUUUUCUAGUGAAUGGCAAGUAUCAACUCUCUGGCGCCCAGCCACCCAGCUCCUUUAUCGAAGUUUUCAAGAAGAGCUAGCUAGACUUAUCGUCUCUUUACAUCUUCUAGUGUGAAAGAAUCUCUCUCUCUCUCUCUCUCUCUCUCUCUCUCUCUCUCCAGACUUAUGGAAGCCAGCGAGUGCCUGGCACUGCUCGAUCGUUGCAAGACACUGUCCGUGGCCAAGGACAUCCAUUCCCGCAUCCAAGGAAACGUCCACAGCUCCGCGGCCAUCGCCAACAAGCUGAUCGAGGUCUACGGCCGGUGUGGGAGCAUCGACGAUGCACGCAGGGUGUUCGAUGCCACCGAUGCCAAAGACGCGGUUUCGUGGGUCGCGAUGCUCUCUGUCUACACUCGCAACGGGCAUCCGGAAGAAGCCAAGCGCAUGUUUGAGAACAUGCCAGAUCGAUCUCCAGCGUCCUGGAAUGUCAUGUUGCUUGUCUACGUCCAAGCUGGGAAUCUACAAGCUGCAAGGCAACUGUUUGAAGA
Messenger RNA from Selaginella moellendorffii, 1214 nucleotides. RefSeq lists its product as uncharacterized. Gene Ontology annotation, molecular function: oxidoreductase activity. The record is from RefSeq and is a predicted model, not a curated record. The transcript is spliced from 7 exons. NCBI's taxonomy places the organism in Eukaryota, Viridiplantae, Streptophyta, Lycopodiopsida, Selaginellales, Selaginellaceae. The coding region runs from base 138 to 767 and encodes 209 amino acids.